This is a messenger RNA of Coffea eugenioides, 865 nucleotides long. Its product is annotated as germin-like protein subfamily 1 member 14. Gene Ontology annotation, molecular function: manganese ion binding. NCBI's taxonomy places the organism in Eukaryota, Viridiplantae, Streptophyta, Magnoliopsida, Gentianales, Rubiaceae. The record is from RefSeq and is a predicted model, not a curated record. Gene Ontology annotation, cellular component: cell wall. The transcript has 2 exons. Bases 2 to 694 code for a protein of 230 amino acids.
CAUGGCUUUUCGCUUCCACAUAGCUGCAGCCAUCUUGGCACUUGUUUUCACAAUUGUCCAUGCAUCUGAUCCAAGUCCAUUGCAGGAUUUUUGUGUCGCAGUUCCUGAUGCCAAUGCCGGCGGUGUAUUUGUCAAUGGAAAGAUAUGCAAGGAUCCAAAGCUUGUGGAACCCGAAGAUUUCUUCUUUCAAGGGCUAAACAAGCCGGGAAGCAUAUCAAAGCCACUCGGGUCCAAUGUAACACAAGUAAAUGUGAACCAAAUUCCAGGACUCAACACUUUAGGUGUUUCCUUAGCACGCCUCGACUUUGCGCCUUAUGGUUUGAACCCUCCCCACAUUCACCCUCGUGCUACCGAGGUCCUCUUUGUUUUGGAGGGCACUCUUCUUGUUGGCUUCGUUACUUCGAAUCCGGGCAUGAACAUGAAGAACAAGCUCUUCACCAAGGUUUUGAAUCCAGGAGAUGUGUUUGUGUUCCCGCAAGGCCUCAUUCAUUUCCAAUUCAACCAAGGAGAGACCGACGCUGUUGCUUUUGCUGGUUUUGGCAGCCAGAAUCCAGGAGUCAUCACCAUUGCCAAUGCUGUAUUCGGAUCAGAUCCUCCCAUUUCUCCUGAUGUUCUUGCCAAAGCAUUCCAGGUUGGAAACGAUGUCAUCAAAAAACUUCAGUCACAAUUUUGGUGGGAUAACAACUACCCUUAAAUAAUAUAUAUGGGUAUCUCUUGAAAUUAAAGGAGCUUCAGGGUGCAAUUAAUAGUAAUGUGUUAAAGCAUAAAUAAUUGGGUCCUUCAGACCUUGACCUCCUUACUGAUGUACUUUAAACUAUAGAUUAAAUACUCGUAGUAUUUGGACCCUUUUGUAUUACUACAUCAA